AUGGGCUCGACGAAUGGAAACGAGGCAAUCAAGCCUCUUAUGCUAAUUGAUGGCCAAUUGAUCGGCGCCUCUGAUGGCAACACUUUUCCCCUCUUCAACCCAGCGACGGGCGAUAAAGUCGCAGAUGUCCCCGAAGCCACAAAAGACGAUGUCAACAACGCCGUCGCAGCUGCACAGCGCGCCUUUCCUGCAUGGUCUGCAUUAGAUCCCGCCAAACGUGGCGGCUACAUGAAGAAACUCGCGGGUCUGAUCCGACAACAUAACGGCGAACUGGCUUUACUCGAGGCAAAGUCAAUGGGUCGUCCGCUACCCGAGUUCUUUGAGGGAUAUGCCGCUGCUGCGAGUUAUGAGUACUACGCUGAGGCUUGGCCUCAUAUCCAAGGCCAGGCGAGUCUCAACACGCCAGGCUAUGUCACCAUGACCCUACGUCAACCAUUUGGCGUUGUUGGUGCUAUUAUUCCCUGGAACGCUGCUCUCCUCUUCUUCGCGGGGAAGACGGCACCUGCGCUCAUCACUGGAAAUACAGUCGUGCUCAAGUCGAGCGAGAAAGCACCGCUCGGUGCAGCCAAAUUCGCCGAGCUAAUCCACAAGGCGGGCUUUCCACCUGGUGUCUUCAACGUCAUUUCCGGCCACGGUAACCCCUCAGGAGCAGCCCUCUCAUCACACAUGGAUCUACGCGCAAUCUCAUUCACUGGCUCGGGACGAACAGGACGGGCUAUUCAGGAAGCAGCUGCCAAGUCCAACCUGAAGAAAUGGAACAGUGGACAGGUCUGCAUGGCGAAUUCUCGCGUUUACGUGCAGGACACCAUUGCCGAGGCCUUCAUUGAAGCUAGUAAGAAGGCACUUGCAGCUGCGAAGCCAGGUGAUCCAACGCAAAAGGGCGUUGAUCACGGCCCGCAAGCGGACAAGACCCAGUACGAGACUGUUUUGUCUUAUAUAGAUGAGGGUCAAAAGUCAGGAAAGCUAGUUCAAGGUGGAAAGGGAAGUUAUGACAAGACGGGAGGCUUCUUCAUUGAACCGACGAUCUUUUUGGACACGGCUGAAAAUGCCAAGAUCAUGAAGGAAGAGAUCUUCGGGCCUGUCGUGAACAUCAACAUCAUCAAAACAGAGGAAGAGGCUGUUCAGAAAGCGAAUGACACAGAGUAUGGUUUGUACGCUGCAGUUUACACCAAGAAUAUUGAUCGGGCUAUGAGGGUCACACAGCAGCUCAACUCGGGCUAUGUCGGCAUCAACUGCACUAGUCCCACGACAGCUCGAGAUCUUCCUUUUGGGGGAUACAAGUCUUCGGGGCAGGGUAGAGAGGGUUGGCUUUAUAGUAUGGAUAACUUCUUGGAGGUCAAGAGUGUGAUGAUGAAGGUGGACACGGGGGGUUCCAAAUUGUAA
Molecule: messenger RNA, 1383 nt
Organism: Fusarium fujikuroi IMI 58289
Lineage: Eukaryota; Fungi; Ascomycota; Sordariomycetes; Hypocreales; Nectriaceae
Product: probable aldehyde dehydrogenase
Exons: 4
Coding region: 1-1383 (460 amino acids)
Molecular function (GO): aldehyde dehydrogenase (NAD+) activity
Source: RefSeq, a predicted model, not a curated record